CGUUCUCCAUCUGAAUUAACAUUGCAGGGGUUCUACACCUGGCGUUCAGACUAGUUUCCUGUUAUUUCCAGCGGCCCAUGAUGUUACUGCAAGGCGUGCUCAAACGAUCAUUUAGUAUCGUCAGAUCGGGAUGGACCCGAUUGUCUGAAGCAUUCAGAGGCCCUGCACUUGCGAUAGGUACAUUCACACGAUCUCUUCGGCAAUUCAUCGCCAGGCUUCAUAACCGGCUGCGUUCUUUGGUUCCGAGUUCUUCAACAAAGGUCAUGGACUCAGAGGCACAACCGCUCGACCAGGAUCUGUUUGUUUUGCCGGAGAAUGAUGACAUCCUUAACCUCGACCUCUGUGACAUACCCACCAGCGAUCUUGAAGCACAUAGCGUCAAGUGGCUGCUCGAGACAUCUACGGAUCCUGAAGUAUUUCUCGCUGCUGCUAGUCUUGUCCCGCAGGUCGAAUGGCCCCUGGAUCUCGAUGUUUCAGACAUGCUGCAUCAGCUGUUUGAUAUUUUUAUGAGCUGCGUCGACAGUCAGAGGCGCAUCGUACUGUCUUUGAAGGAGAAGGCGUCGGCAUGUGCAACGGCUCUAAGUCACCUAUACUAUGGACGUGUUCUUCAGGCAUAUCCUGACCGCGACCAAUUUAUUAUCCACGGGAGACGAGACUUUGACGUGUUUUUUGAGAUUUACACGCACACAACCGACCGAGCGCUGCUUAACGCCACUCUAAAUCUUUGUCGACGUAAUAGCUGGCGUGCUCCUUUCUCAGAGGCUUGCCCUGACUCUGUCCAUGAGCAGUUGUCACAUCUUCUUCCUUAUCACUUCGCCACUGGGCGAGCGAAUGAAUAUAUAGAAAACCUCGCGAUAACAGUGAUAUGGAAACUGCUAUCACCCCCAUCCUCUCCAUCGGAUCAAAUCCUAGCCAAUUGCACUCUUCUUGCUUGCGUCAUGGUCGGGGUUCAGGUUGACAAGAAAGACGUAGUUCGGAUUGAUAAAAGUUCUGCUCUGCCUCUACUCAGCGAGUCUCUUGUGGCGCAGUUCCAAAAGGCUCUAUGGGCAUGGGAUGGAGGCGAGCUCGACAAUGAUAGCACAGGAGUCGCACGGCGGGCAUGGAAACUCCUUGAUAUUAUUAAUCGCAUCCUCGAGCUUGCCAGAGGUCGUUAUUUUGGUUCAACUCAUUCCAUGCGGAACCUGGACGUGUGCAGGAAGAUUUAUUCACGAACGAGGUCAUCCGAUGCCUCGGUUUCGUUGGCAGCUCCGCGAAAUGCACUGCACUUCACUUUCGCUGCUGCCAAGGUAUCCCGUGACCCUGCCCGGGUGUGGGUUUUGUCUUGGUGGGGAAAUGAACCCCACUCGCCGGAAGACUUCGACUGGGUGGUCGACUACUUCGAUCUCAUAUAUUCUAACGACCACGAAGCGGCAUAUGACAUCCUUUUGCUACUGGGUAGUAUGGGGGUGUGCUGCAGCCCCGCUAAACAACGUCUGUUCAUCGAGAGGCUCAUCGCCUGCAUGGACAGUAACAUGCCUCUCCAUUUACGUCAUGCCGCUCUUCGCGUUGCUCACAGUGCCCGAGAACAAAUUGCCUCGAUCGAUGCCAUGGAUGAUGCAAGGCUACGGGACAUUGUUUUGACCAAGCUCUCCCCCGCUAUCCUGUCUGUGAUUUGUCCACACCCAGGUACAACACCCGCCAAUGACGAUCUCGACCUCUUUUUCAAUUAUGCCCGCGACUCGUGCUAUCUCGAACUUGUCUGUGCCCUCGCAAAAAAUUCCGACUGGCACCCCCAUUUGUUUGGGGACCAUCACAUAGAUCGGUGCAUUAGCAUGAUUUCACAGUACUCCGAAUUACCCACGGGGCAUGCCUUUUACAUAGCUGGUAUCCUCCUCCAAAUCACAUCCGAACAGACAUCGGUCACGUCGCUCGAUUCUGUUACGGAGCAGCAGUGGUGGGACGUGAUGAGAAGCGCGUGGAAGUAUCCUCUCUAUAACAUUUUUGACAUGUGCUCUUUCAAGCCCCUUCUUGUACUUGUGGAUGGCACAAAGCAGUAUAUGCAGAUUGCUUCGAAAUCUGAUCUCGAGCAGCUCAUCAAAAAUGUGGAUUACAUGGUCGAAAUGUUGGAGGGGCGCAUGCAAGAGAAGCGGCGACUACAGGAGAUGGGACAGGAGAUGCAAUAUUUAGAGCAGGGAGAGGGGAUCAUCAUUACAGCAAAGGAGUUGAGCACUGCAGCCAGCAACACGCUGGAGAGCUUCGGUCAAUAAUCAUUAGUCCUCUGAUAUGUUGACGGUACUUGCAUACUGUGUUAGAGUCUUGGAAUAGAGGAAAUUACGGGGCAGUGUAAUGAUGCACGGCA
This is a messenger RNA of Suillus plorans, 2338 nucleotides long. RefSeq lists its product as uncharacterized. Bases 78 to 2246 code for a protein of 722 amino acids. The transcript has 4 exons. The record is from RefSeq and is a predicted model, not a curated record. Lineage: Eukaryota; Fungi; Basidiomycota; Agaricomycetes; Boletales; Suillaceae.